GAACCAGAUAUUUGACGAGUUUAUUGUUCUAAGGUGUUUUGUAAUCGCAUUGAUAUGACUGUACACGUGUGUAGACUAUGUUAUAGUUUCCUUGUUCAUAUAUAACUACAUAGUUAUUUGAAUCAAUUAUUGAUUAAUUGUUCCUUUUUGUAACGACUUAAAACUAAAUAAGAUAUGAUUGUUUAACUUUUUUCAGGUUUAACAAUUAUAUUUUGGAUAAACCUGAAUUAUAGAUAUGUUAUGACUGUCCAGUCUGUGGUAGGUACCGAUCCACGUCGUUUCACUUGAAGUGCUCCGAAUGUUUUUGCUAAAGAAAUUGCUUAUUCGGGACGUUUUGGUUUAAACAUUUUUUUAGCUCGAUUGCGAAACAAGUUCUUGCAACUUAUAUUAAUCACUUUCGAGUCCGCUCCCUGGAAUCUACCAGUACUGGUGUCAUAUGAAGAAACAUGUGAAGAAACAUGGCCGUGACCUGAGUAGGGUCGAACCCAUGAUCUCUGGGUUGAGAGACAGACACGUUUUCAAUUAAACUUACAAUAAAUCUUGAUAAUUUUUUAUUAUGUUGACUUUUUCAGGCAUUAUUUUUGUCGUGUUGUCCCAUGGCUAUGUAUAGUGAAGACAAAAAGUCACGUGGAGGCAGCACGACAGGUUGUUUUGAUUGUUGCACAUUACUAAUGGUGGUCUGGUUUAGUAUAACAAUAUUAGCUAUUAUUCUUGGAUUUGGACUGUCUGGGAUAUACGGCGUGAUUGCCUGCUCUAAUCAAGAAUUGAAGCUCAACGCAUGUUCCAGUGCUGCUGAAUCCAAAAUGGCAAUUUCUAUUGUGACAAUAAUUCUAACUUUAAUCUUAUUCAUUUUAUCUUUGGCAAUUUUUCACGUGCUGUUUGUAACGCUGCAAAGUUCGGCAUGCCUUUAUUGGCAAGUGCUGAUUCUUACGGAUAUUACAACGACUCUAUCGAACGACAGCGUUACUACAGCCGACAACAGGGAACAUUAUCUGAGGAUAGAACGAAUAACUUCCGCUCUCUGGCAGAUAGGACAAAUGUUGAUGAAAAUAACAGAACGAUACACGAGCCGUCUGCUCCAAAUGUUAGUGAUAUCAGACAGCAAUUCCCGGAAGCUUCUGUGACAGAAGAAACCGGUCCAAACCCCUCCGAUAGAGUUGAAAGCCUGUAUACUGAUCCACCACCGUCAUAUGACGAAGUAAUGAAGAAGGAACAGACCUUCGGUACACCUGUGUAGUAUUAAUGUUUGUAAAACGUAUGUAAAGAAGUAGCAAAUUUAAUGGGACAACUUUCACGUGACAAGAAAAUAGUCUUUUGAAUUUAAUUGAAUACAAAGGGAUAAAGUGUUUAAAACUAUAAAUUCCUGUAAGAAAAGAAGCUCAAAUAGACAAUGUGUGGCUUAUAUGGUCAGGGGAAACCCUGCAAAUAAAAAUGUGUUUGUUUGAUUGUUAUGUUUUACGGCGUUCCAACACAAAGUAGGCUAUAUGGCGCCGAAACAAGAAAUAUGCAUUUGGUUAAUCUAGUGUGUUAGAAACCGACAGCAACACCAGGGUUCAAAACUACCUCACCUUUUGGAGCUAAGAGAUGCAGGGACUCCACUAAUUCGAACCCAUUUAGUAGCCUCUUAUAAUCACGCAGGGAUAAAUGGUGGCCUCCACCCCUCGGUCACAAGAAAAAAUAAUAGCUUAAUGAAAGAAUAUCAUAAAAACUACUCCACGUACAUUUUGUUUUUGAACCACACGACUAGUUUUUCUAUUGAGACAAAUACAUUCAAGUACAUAAUUUAUCUGUUAAAUAUCUAUAAUCUGUUCUCUCCGAAACCUGUAUUGACUCAGGGGAAAAUAAAUUCUGUUUUUAUCUGA
Molecule: messenger RNA, 1862 nt
Organism: Ruditapes philippinarum (Manila clam)
Lineage: Eukaryota; Metazoa; Mollusca; Bivalvia; Venerida; Veneridae
Exons: 3
Coding region: 597-1124 (175 amino acids)
Source: RefSeq, a predicted model, not a curated record